AUGUCAACCAACGCAAGUCACGGCAGUGGAGGUGUGGCGGAGAAGGUCAAAGGGGCUGGUCACGUCGCCAAGGCAAACAGAGAGGAAGCCCAACGAGGCGUGCAGCAGAUGAGCUCCGGCACCGGCGGAGGGGCCCCAGGCAGCGACAGCGACAGCGACUCGAACCCAGCCACGCUCGGCUCCAGCGCAGUGACCACCUCGACCUACCUCCCUUCCGGCGUCGCAGGCGCAGGUGGUGCCCAGCCAACCACCGCUCAGGUCGGUGCGCUUCCGCAGGGACGAUUUGAGAGCGCGCACCCCUCGCAGGACGCCUACGAGACGAGCCGCGGGGUCAGUCAGGAUGGCGGGAGGAAUGACCGCGAGUUCGAGACGAAGUAUGGCCCGCCCGGAGGCGCCCGGGGACGCUACCUAGGGAGGACGAGCCGCUCCCCGCUGCGGAUGCGACGAGUUCGGGGCCGGGAACGGGAGUCCCGAGCGGUGGACCGGCUGUACUUCCCUGAUAUCGAACGAAUAUGA
Molecule: messenger RNA, 516 nt
Organism: Fomitopsis serialis
Lineage: Eukaryota; Fungi; Basidiomycota; Agaricomycetes; Polyporales; Fomitopsidaceae
Exons: 3
Coding region: 1-516 (171 amino acids)
Source: RefSeq, a predicted model, not a curated record